This is a messenger RNA of Lodderomyces theae, 1227 nucleotides long. RefSeq lists its product as uncharacterized. The record is from RefSeq and is a predicted model, not a curated record. Gene Ontology annotation, biological process: proteasome localization; nuclear protein quality control by the ubiquitin-proteasome system. The coding region runs from base 1 to 1227 and encodes 408 amino acids. The transcript has a single exon. Lineage: Eukaryota; Fungi; Ascomycota; Pichiomycetes; Serinales; Debaryomycetaceae. Gene Ontology annotation, cellular component: nucleus.
AUGAUGUCCGCUGGAUUUCAAUGGGGAAUCAACAAUAACCCCAAAACUGGAGACAAGCUAGAUACAUGUCAUCACCAAACGUCGUCUAGUCACCAACUUCAUACACCGCGAUCAGUAGCAGAAUCUAGUGUCACGAGAAAGAGGAAGCGGCUAGACGAGGGGGAAACCAAUGGAGAGGAUGAUAUUGUUGAGAAUGGGAAGCAAGACAGCAAACCUGAUAAAUCAUCUAUAUUGCUCAAUAAUCGCAAACAAUUCAACUUUACAUCCUCCACAAACAUCUCAUCACACAGACCAAAAAAUACACCUACGUUAACGUCACGUUCAACAACACCUGCAGCUGCAUUAUCAUCUAGGAACUACAAACGGAGCAAGACUCCUCGCAUAAUUGGCCAACCACUUCCACCAACGCGAAUCAUUGAGACUUUGGCCAAACCAGAAAUGACAAAACUACUCUACUCCUUACUCGAUAUCCAUCCAGAACUAAAUCAAACUAUAACCAGAAUCGCCCAACCACCAUCUAUACAAUCAAUCUUGUCUAUUUUGAGCAACAAACUUGACACCAUCAUCAAUUCAUUACCUUAUAAAUGCGACUCUAGUUCUGAUUACUCGUAUUUACGCAUCAAACCAUACCUUGUUGAUUUCUUGAAUUGUCUCGAAGACUACAUUUUGUGGAUAUUGCCACCGAACCAACAUGAUUAUGACUUGGUUUCAUCAUUGUGGUUUUUGCAUGAACUGACUAAUUUGAUUCACAAGUUGCCCAAUUUCACUAAUCUGGAAUUCCAGUAUACGAGGAAUUUAACUUAUGAAACGAUUAUCAACUGUUGGAUUAUUUUGUUUAACCAGGACUUGGCUAAUGACGAUAUUUAUCAAAUUUUCCAAAAGAGGAAACAUCCAUCUAAUCAGGGAGGACAUUAUCACGAUGAUGAUGAUAAUGAUAAUGAUGAAGAUGAAGAUGAGUUGAUUGAAAAAUUGAGAGUGCAUGAACGCUACUGCUCUAAGUUUGGCCAACUUAUUGAAAUUUACCAAGAGAAACUACACCAAUAUAAACAUGCAAUGCAAGAACAGUAUAGUGAUGGAGUCGUUGCUGCCACUGGUGGUGCCGGUGGUGGUGCUGUUGGCACUGAUCACCAUUUAAAUGGCGAUGGAACAGUUGCUGCGAAUUCCAGAUUGAACGAAUUUGUGACUGUUGAUUAUUCACAAUAUUCACUUGGUAAUCCAUAUAGAUAA